AUGAGUCUGGACCCCGUAAAAGGGCACGUGAGCGGAAGCGUGGUAGAAUCUCUCACGGAGAGCAGUUCGUCCAAGGCCGGCGGCAACUUGAUCCUUUACUCACUCUAUGACUGGCAAAAUAUCCCAACUAUCCAUUUGUCGGCCAUCGGUCUGCCCAUUCUUCCGUACAAAUUUGAGCACGGUAUACUAAUAGUCAAAAUGAUGACAAGGCCUCGUCCAGGACCACCUCCGUUUGACCACCCAGACGCGGACGUUAUUUUGCGAUCAUCCGACCUGGAGCCUGUGGACUUCCGAGUCUUCAAGUUGCUGCUUUCCCUUUCUUCCCCAUUCUUCUCAGAUAUUUUCACGCUUCCCCAGCCAAUACCAUCGAACCCAUCAUCUUUCUACUCUGAUGAGUACCAGGAAAGCAGUAAAGGGUUACCCGUUAUACAGAUGUCCGAAGAUAAGGAGACAUUGACACUCCUACUUGGGCUCUGCUUCCCCAUCAGCGCCCACGAAACACCUAGGAUUUCCUCUUUACAGGAGAUACAGAAGGUCGCAGAAGCGGCAGUGAAAUUUGAGAUGGACGGCAUUGUGAGGUAUCUCCAGCGCGAGCUGGUUGCGCCCCGGUUCAUCGAGUCGCAGCCGGUUCGUGUGUUUGCGAUCGCGUACCGUUACGGGUGGGACGCGGAGGCGAAGAAGGCGGCGAGGCAUACGCUCCGGCAACCCGUCGAUACGCCGUUCGUCGCUGAGCUCGAGCUGAUCUCGGGCGCGACGUUGUUCCGACUCAGAGAGUACCACCGCGUCUGUGGCGAAGUAGCUAGCUCGCGCGCGCGGCUGCAGCCUGCUCUCUCCGAAUUUGACGAUGCCUGGACAUGGAUAUCGUGUAAGAUGUGUCCUUCUGCGUGGAAGAGCCGGAGUGUCAACUUCCCGGAGGCAAGGAAGUGGUGGGUGGAUUGGAUCGAGGACGUUGCUGAAGCUCUAAAGCUCAAACCUUGGGGAGAGACGGUGCGGAAUUGGGACCUCCGCAACAAGGCUCUCGAUCAUGCAGCAGGCUGUCCGCAAUGCAAUUUACACGCCCGGGAGGACCUUGAGGCCUUUUCGCAAAUCCUUGCUGUCGAGAUCGAAAGAGACAUAUCAUCGGUUAGUUGA
Messenger RNA from Psilocybe cubensis, 1131 nucleotides. RefSeq lists its product as uncharacterized. The transcript has a single exon. Bases 1 to 1131 code for a protein of 376 amino acids. The record is from RefSeq and is a predicted model, not a curated record. NCBI's taxonomy places the organism in Eukaryota, Fungi, Basidiomycota, Agaricomycetes, Agaricales, Agrocybaceae. Gene Ontology annotation, molecular function: protein binding.